Molecule: messenger RNA, 1620 nt
Organism: Juglans microcarpa x Juglans regia
Lineage: Eukaryota; Viridiplantae; Streptophyta; Magnoliopsida; Fagales; Juglandaceae
Product: calreticulin
Exons: 14
Coding region: 61-1323 (420 amino acids)
Biological process (GO): protein folding
Cellular component (GO): endoplasmic reticulum membrane; endoplasmic reticulum
Molecular function (GO): calcium ion binding
Source: RefSeq, a predicted model, not a curated record
CUCGAACCUUUCAAUAUCCUCGUCUCUCUUUCUCAGUCUCUUUCUCUCCAUCUCAUAGCCAUGGCAUUUAGGGCUCCUAACCCUAGCAUUCUCUCUCUUAUCCUUCUCUCUCUCCUCGCGAUCGCCUCCGCAAAAGUUUACUUCGAAGAACGCUUCGACGAUGGAUGGGAAAGUCGGUGGGUUAAAUCUGAUUGGAAGAAAGAUGAAAAUGUGGCUGGGGAAUGGAACUACACUGCGGGUAAAUGGCAUGGAGACCCUAAUGACAAAGGUAUCCAGACUAGCGAAGACUACCGGUUUUAUGCUAUUUCUGCUGAGUUCCCUGAAUUCAGCAACAAGGAUACGACCCUAGUCUUCCAGUUUUCUGUGAAGCAUGAACAGAAGCUUGACUGUGGUGGUGGUUACAUGAAAUUGCUUAGUGGUGGAAUUGAUCAGAAGAAAUUUGGUGGGGAUACUCCUUACAGCAUCAUGUUUGGGCCAGAUAUCUGUGGCUACAGCACCAAGAAAGUCCAUGCUAUCCUCCACUAUAACGAGACAAAUCACUUGAUCAAGAAGGAUGUCCCGUGUGAGACUGACCAACUCAGUCAUGUUUAUACUUUUAUUCUCAAGCCAGAUGCCACCUACAGCAUUUUAAUUGACAAUGUGGAAAAGCAAUCUGGGAGUCUCUACAGCGACUGGAGUAUCCUCCCGCCAAAGAAAAUCAAGGAUCCUGAGGCCAAGAAACCAGAAGAUUGGGAUGACAAAGAGUAUAUUCCUGAUCCUGAGGACAAGAAGCCAGAGGGCUAUGAUGACAUCCCAAAAGAAAUUCCUGACUCUGAUGCUAAAAAGCCGGAAGACUGGGAUGAUGAAGAGGAUGGUGAAUGGACACCCCCAACUAUUGCAAACCCUGAAUACAAGGGCCCAUGGAACCCAAAGAAAAUUAAGAACCCCAACUACCAGGGGAAGUGGAAGGCACCAAUGAUCGACAACCCAGAGUUCAAGGAUGAUCCAUAUCUCUAUGUCUACCCUAGUUUGAAGUAUGUUGGCAUUGAACUGUGGCAGGUGAAAUCCGGAACCUUGUUUGACAAUGUUUUGAUUACUGAUGAUCCGGAAUAUGCCAAGCAGCUGGCAGAAGAAACAUGGGGCAAGCACAAGGAUUCUGAGAAAGCGGCAUUUGAUGAGGCAGAGAAAAAGAAAGAGGAAGAGGAAGCAAAGGAUGAUCCUAUUGAUUCUGAUGCCGAGGAUGAGGAUGAUGAUGCAGGAGAAGAUUCUGAUGCCGAAGGCAAACUUGACGAAAGCACAGACGGUGCUGAAACCGAGGAAGAGGAGAAACAUGAUGAACUGUAAGGGAGAAAACUAGUGAUACUAGAGAUAAGCCUGGGCAUGAAGUGGUCCAAGAUUUUUUCCUCUUUCUUUUUUGAAAAAAAAAAAUUUAAUUUUAAUUUUAAUUUUUGUAGUAGGGGUUUUUAUUAGGAACGGUGGAAAGUAUAAUGCAAAAAACUGAGUGGCUUAAUUGCUUUAAUGUCGUUUCUAACUAUUUGAGCAUCCACCGAAGAGGAUAUUGUCUAUUUUGUAUCAUCACAAUUUCGAUGUAGUUUGGACAUUUGAGGCUGCAUUCGAAGGCAAAAAAUGUCCUGGAUUUUU